AAUUAACUCGCCACAAAUAUAAUGAGGGAGAUUUUAGUCAUUUGAAGCCCUUUUAUCUUCCGAGUUUCACCUAAACACCUACUGAACAAAAUAACAAAACCUUGCUGUUCAGUUCUCUCUCUCCCUCUCUCUCUCUCUCUCUCUCUCUCUCUCUCUGUUUCUAGGGUUUCCGCCGAUCGAUCCAUCCAUCGGUAGAAAGAACAGUUAAAAUUUGGAUCAGCAACUUUUUAACUGUACUUUUCUGGUUUGUUUGUUCCCAUGGAUCGAAAUAAGAAACGAUCUUCUCGCGAUGAUGAUUCUUCGAAACCGGAGCAGAACAAGAAGCGUCAAUCUUCUUCCUAUGCGAACCCUGCUUCCGAUGAAGGUCCUGAGCAGCAAAAGCAGAACCAGCGUCAGAGUAGGCGUCCUGCCUUCAUUUCGUAUCUAGAAUCCCCGAAUUUGCCUCCCAAAACCAAAUUGCUCUGCGAAAUCAUAGCCAACACGCCUUCUCCAACCGUUGAGAAGGUCCUCGAAGAGACAGGAGUUAGGGUUACGACGGGAGACGUCGAGGAGGUUCUGAAACUCUCGUAUGGCUACCCAUCUACUGCUGUGAAGUUCUUCCGCUGGUCCGGCUGGCAGCUCAAUGACAAGCAUAGUCCGUAUGCAUGGAACCUGGUUGUUGAUUUGUUAGGGAAGAACUUAUUGUUCGACGCAAUGUGGGAUGCAAUCAAGUCCAUGAAGAAGGAAGGGCUGCUCUCUUUAGCGACAUUUGCUUCUGUUUUUAGCAGCUAUGUGGUUGCAGACCGAGUUGAGGAGGCGAUAAUGACGUUUGAGGUCAUGGAUCAGUAUGGUGUUGCUCGGGAUAUUAUAGCAUUGAAUUCACUGCUCAGCGCGAUAUGCAGAGAAGGAAAGACAAUGAAGGCAAAGGAGUUUCUUGACAUUGCCAAGGAUAAGAUUCGACCGGAUGCUGAUACAUACGCAAUUCUAUUGGAAGGUUGGGAAAAUGAGAAUAAUGUUGCUUGUGCUCGACAGACUUUCGGUGAAAUGGUGAUUGAUAUUGGAUGGAACCCAGAGAAUGUACCAGCUUAUGACUCGUUUCUGAAUACAUUGCUUAAGGGUCAUGACAUUCAUGAAGCGAUGAAGUUUUUUGAGAUGAUGGCAGGGAAGAAAUGUUUCCCCGGGAUGAGAUUCUUCAGGACUGCAUUGGAAGAGUUUGUUAAAUCGAACAGUGUCCGGAGUGCUAGCACCCUUUGGGAAGCAAUGGUGGAGAGGAAUGGUUGCAAACCUGAUACCCAUAUGUACAAUUUGAUGAUUACUUUGCACUGUUAUCUCAACAAUUAUGACACUGCUUUCCGGUAUUUGGACGAAAUGAUCUUAAAUGGAGCUUUUCCAGAUUCUAAGACAUACAAUGUGAUGUUCCAGUUCUUGAUUAAGUGGAGAAAGCUACGUGAAGCUUCAGCUAUUUUCAAUGAGAUGAUUAAAAAUGAGUGCAUUCCUAGCGAGACUAACUGUGCUUCAGCUGUUAGGAUUUACUUGGAUAUCGGUGAUCCAGUUAUGGCCAUAAAGGUCUGGAAGUGCAUGAUUGAAAAUGGGAUGUCUGGUUUGGAAGACAUUGGGAAUUCGUUGGUUCUUGGGCUACGUGACCUCAAUAGGCUUUCAGAGGCACGAAAGUAUGCUGAGGAUAUGAUCGAAAAGGGAGUCAAGUUGCACUCUUCAACACUUUCAAAGUUGAAAAGCAGUUUGUCCAAAAUGGGGAAAGGAUAUCUGUAUGAUGAACUUCUUAGGAAGUGGAAAUCUCAUUCGUAGGUAGUAGGGGGAUGUAGUGUUUUUUGCUCAGAAACUGGGGGUAGGAGGGAGAUGUAGUUUUGUAAUUUACAAGUUCAUCAUUUUUCUCUUUAUCUGGGUUCUCUGUAAAGUGACUUUCUCGUCCUGUUUCAGGUGAGAACUAGACUAGAAACAGUAAUGCAGCGUCUUGUAACACUGGGGUGCAGUUCAACUCCCUCAUUAUCUGACAGAAUACAGGUGUUAUACCUUGAAAACAUGAAAUUGAUUCCAUCCAUCCAAUGAAUUUCACAGGAAACUUUUCUUCCUUGGAAGCAUUAAAUGAAAUAUAUCUAGAUUGUGGUUUCUGCCUU
Messenger RNA from Nelumbo nucifera (sacred lotus), 2114 nucleotides. RefSeq names its product pentatricopeptide repeat-containing protein At5g15010, mitochondrial-like. Lineage: Eukaryota; Viridiplantae; Streptophyta; Magnoliopsida; Proteales; Nelumbonaceae. Gene Ontology annotation, molecular function: protein binding. The record is from RefSeq and is a predicted model, not a curated record.